AUGACGGUAUUUCAGUUGGACCGCAUGAAUAUCGCCAGUGCCUUGACCGGCGGCUUUGGCAAGGAUAUACACAUCGACCAGAGUACAGUCAAUCUAGGAAACCAGUUGAUGUUCUUGGGUAUCAUUGUGCUAGAGAUUCCUUCUAAUCUUAUCCUCCAGAAAAUCGGGCCCGAUAAAUGGAUCCCCGCGCAGGUCCUCGCAUUUGGAACCAUCGCAACCUUUCAGGUCUUCCUGCGCAAUCGAACAGGCUUCCUAGUCGUACGGAGUCUGCUCGGACUCGCGGAAGCAGGAUACAUCCCGGCCUCAUUAUACACUUUAUCGAUAUGGUACGAGCAAACCGAACUCGCGAAACGAGUCGGCAUCUUUUUCUUCGGGAUGUUUGGUGGAAACGCUAUCUCGCCUCUUUUAGGGGCGGGGAUUUUGAAAUUGGAUGGGAAACAUGGUCUGAAAGGUUGGCAGUGGAUAUUUCUUAUUGAGGGUAUCUUCACCAUAACAACAGCAAUUAUAAUCCUGCUACUCCUUCCCCAAAGCCCCUCAAACCCUAGACCUUAUCUUCUAAAGCGGGGUGUGAAAUCCUUCUCCCCGGAAGAUAGAGACAUUCUACUCACUCGAACUUCUCGAAGAGAAGGAGAAAGUGAAAGCGAAAUAGAAAGCGAAUCCCCCUCCAAAACCCACCACUCCUCCCCAGCAUACAAAUCCAACAUCAAAAAAGCCCUCCUCAACUACCGGCGCUGGCCCCAUUUCCUCCUAGCCCCCUGCGUCUUCUCAACCUGGAGUCCACUAACCACCUACACCCCGACAAUCAUGAUGUACGUACACCCCCUCGAACCCCCAACAAACACACAAUCUAGGAGCCCCCUAAUAGAGAGAGAGAGAAAAAGGACCCUAGGCUUCACCCGCCUCCAAUCCAACGCCCUCACCGCAAUCGGCGCCACCCUAGCCCUACCCCUCGUCUUCCUCUUCUCCUACAUCAGCGACCGCACCACCAAACGCGGCCUAACAGUCAUCGCCGCCGUAACGUGCUAUCUAAUCGUGUUAAUCGUGUGUCGGUGUCUUCUGCCCAGGGUAGAGGGGAAAUGGGGAAAGUUCGGUAUCUGGACUGUGAUUAAUGCCUUUGCGGUUUGCUAUCAUCCCGUGCAUAAUACGUGGUUGCAGCUUAAUUGUCGGUGUAGUGGGGAGAGGAGUAUUGCUAUUGCGGGUCAUGGCUUCGAAUGCGGGUUUGAUGGGUGGAUCGCAGAUUUUUCAGGGGAGGGAUUCGCCUUUGUAUCUGACUGGGCUUGUCGUUAUGAUUGCCUUGGUGGCUGGGGCGUUGGUGUUGGCGAUUGGGCAGGAGGUUAUUUAUCUCAGAUUGAAUUCUAG
Molecule: messenger RNA, 1359 nt
Organism: Aspergillus oryzae RIB40
Lineage: Eukaryota; Fungi; Ascomycota; Eurotiomycetes; Eurotiales; Aspergillaceae
Exons: 5
Coding region: 1-1359 (452 amino acids)
Biological process (GO): transmembrane transport
Cellular component (GO): membrane
Molecular function (GO): transmembrane transporter activity
Source: RefSeq, a predicted model, not a curated record